Sabethes cyaneus is the source of this 5475-nucleotide messenger RNA. RefSeq names its product transcription elongation factor SPT6 (gene Spt6). Gene Ontology annotation, molecular function: histone binding; DNA binding; nucleosome binding. NCBI's taxonomy places the organism in Eukaryota, Metazoa, Arthropoda, Insecta, Diptera, Culicidae. Gene Ontology annotation, cellular component: transcription elongation factor complex. The record is from RefSeq and is a predicted model, not a curated record. Bases 138 to 5411 code for a protein of 1757 amino acids. The transcript has 10 exons. Gene Ontology annotation, biological process: mRNA transcription by RNA polymerase II; positive regulation of transcription elongation by RNA polymerase II; nucleosome organization.
AGUCGCCACAAGUGUUUUCGAGGUUUUUGAUGUUUACAAAAUUGUUUUAAUUCAUUUCAUUCUAAAUUCUUAAUGUAAUAGGUGCAUUUUAUACGUUAUGUAUUAACUGAGCCAUUUUAGUUUACUACUUUAAGAAAAUGGCUGAUUUUCUAGAUUCUGAAGCUGAAGUAAGUGAGCAAGAUGAUGAAGAGUUAGAUUCUCAUGACAGGAGAAAAAUUAAGAAAAUCAAGACAGUGAGCGAUAGUGAGGACGAUGAAGAAGAUGAUGAGGAACAACUUCGUGAAGAAUUAAAAGAUUUAAUAGAUGACAAUCCAAUCGAAGAUGAUGAUAGUGGUGGUGAUGAUUCAGACGGUUCCGGAGAUCAUACAAAAAGAAAAAAAAGUGAUGAUGAGGAUGAACUAGACGAUCGUUUGGAAGAUGAAGAUUAUGAUCUUAUAGAAGAGAACCUCGGUGUGAAAGUUGAAAGAAAGCGAUUUAAAAGGUUAAAAAAAAUAACCGAUGAAGGUAGUGAUGAAGACGAACUGAUCGAUGAUGGUUUAAACAGAGAAGUUAUUGCCGAACAAUUAUUUGAAGGAUCUGCCGAUGAGGAAGACGAGCAUCAUUCUGAUCGCGAUGGCAAUCGCAACCUUGCUUCAGCAACUGCAGAUAACCAUGAAGAAGAAGAUGAUGAAGAAUCGGAUGCCGAUGAUUUUAUUGUUGACGAUGAUGGUGUCCCCAUCAGUGACAAACGAAAAAAAAAGCGACAUAUAUUUACAGACGCUUCUCUUCAGGAAGGUCAGGAUAUUUUUGGAGUUGAUUUUGACUACGAAGAAUUCGAAAAGUAUGAUGAAGACGAAUAUGAAUAUGAAUCUGAUGUUGAUGAUGAUUACGAGGAAGAGGCUGAACAAGGUGAUCAGCGUACCAAACGUCCCAAAAAACAAGCUCGCAAAAAAUCAUCGAAGAAGACUAUUUUUGAUAUAUUUGAACCAAGUGAACUUAAAAGGGGACAUUUUACCGAUCUUGACAACGAAAUACGCAAAACAGAUGUUCCCGAGAGGAUGCAAAUUCGGGAUGUACCAAUAACACCAGUGUCAGAAGGAUCUUCUGAAUUAGAAGAAGAAGCAGAAUGGAUCUACAAACAAGCUUUUUGUAGACCUCCAGUAUCUAAUCAGGAAACUUACUCUCGCAAAGCAAUAACAGCUAUACCUAAAAUUAAACAAGCGUUAGAUUUCAUGCGCAACCAGCAUUUGGAAGUUCCCUUUAUAGCUUUUUAUCGGAAAGAAUAUGUUCAACCAGACUUAAACAUAAACGAUCUAUGGAAGGUUUAUAAAUAUGAUGCAAAAUGGUGUCAACUAUUAGCACGGAAAACCAAUUUGCUAAAAUUAUUUGCAAACAUGCGAGAUUACCAGCUUGAUUUACUUAUGAAGGACCCUGAGGCUUCUAUUCCAGACGAAAUGAGGAUAUUAAAAGAUGAUGAUAUUGACAGAUUGAAGGCAGCAAAUUCUCCAGAAGAACUCAAAGAUGUUCAUAAUCACUUUAUGCUUUAUUAUGCGUAUGCUAUUCCAGCAAUGCAUGAACAUGUUAAGAGCAAAGAACGCGAUCGAAUUCGUCAACAAAAAAUAGAAGUACGUCGAAAAGCAAUCGAAUCUGGUGAAGGGGACGAAGAUGAAAUUGAUUUGUCCAAUUUUGACAUUGACCCAGAGCCCAUUCAGGAGGAAAGCGUUAAGCUUAAUGUCGAUUCUGGGCCAUAUUCUAUGUGUCGAAAGGGUGGUCUUUGUGGAUUUGCCAAACGAUUUGGAUUAUCACCGGAACACUUUGCUGAAAAUGUUCGAGACAGUUAUCAACGACACGAAGUUGAUCAAGAACCAAGUGAGCCUUUUGAUGUAUGUAGAGAAUAUGUAAAUCAUCGGUUUACUUCAGUAGAGGACGUAUUGCAUGCUGGUAAAUUUAUGGUCGCUCGACAAAUAGCAAAAGAACCUAUGCUUCGACGUUCUAUUCGUGAAUUGUACUAUGAACGUGCAAAACUAACAGUACGGCCCACAAAGAAAGGAAUUAAAGAAAUCGAUGAAAAUCAUCAAUGUUUUUCAAUGAAAUAUUUGAAAGAUAAACCAGUCCGUGAUUUGACGGGAGAUCAAUAUUUAAAACUACAAAUCGCUCAAUGUGAUAAACUCCUUAGUAUGACAAUUUCCGAACAAAUUGAAGGAAAUGCUUCAUCAGAUCUUUUGGAUGAAAUGAAAGCGCUUUACCAGAAAGAUGAAUUUUCAAAAAAUGUUCAAGAAUGGAACAAAAUACGGUCCGAGUGUGUUGAAUUAGCCUUUAACAAAAUGAUUUUACCAGAGCUGAGAAGGGAAUUGCAGACUAUUCUUUUAGAGGAGUCGAAGGACGCUGUAUUAAAAGUAUGUUGCAGAAAACUUUACAACUGGAUCAAAGUUGCACCUUAUAGUCCAUCUUUUGACGUUGAGGACGACGACUAUGAAUGGGAUACUUCCCGUGGGAUUCGCGUGAUGGGUGUAGCAUUUGUACCUGAUCUAUCACAGGCUGCUUUUGCAGUUAUUAUCACAACAGAAGGAGACGUGAGCGAUUACUUGCGGAUUCCACACUUGUUGAAGCGAAAAAACACACACCGAGAAGACGAAAAAAAAUUAAAAGAAACCGAUUUACAAUCUAUUACUGAUUUCGUUCGUAAUAAGAAACCUCAUGUAAUAGUUAUAGGGGGCGAGUCUAAGGAAGCCUUAAUGGUGCAGAAAGACUUGCAAGAAUGCGUACGAAUUCUUGUUGACGAAGAGCAGUUUCCUGAAAUUUGUGUUGAGAUUAUAGAUAACGACUUAGCUAAAAUUUAUUCAAACUCCAUCAAGGGAACUGUCGACUUUCGCGAAUAUCCAUUACUUCUGCGACAAGCAAUAUCUUUGGCUCGAAGAAUUCAAGAUCCGUUAAUAGAAUUCUCCCAGCUUUGCACUGCGGAUGAGGAAAUUUUGUGUUUGCGCUUUCAUACCUUACAAGAUCAAUUAUCCAAAGAAGAGCUGUUAGAAAAUCUCUACAUUGAAUUUAUUAACCGUACUAAUGAAGUAGGCCUCGAUGUAAAUUUAACAGUUCAAAACUCGUUAACAGUUAAUUUGGUGCAGUUUAUUUGCGGUUUGGGACCAAGAAAAGGUCUAGCUCUAAUCAAGGUACUCAAACAAACGAAUCAACGAUUAGAAAACCGCACACAACUGGUAACAGUUUGUCAUAUGGGACCUAAGGUGUUUAUUAACUGUUCGGGAUUUAUUAAAAUAGAUACUAGCUCAUUAGGUGACAGUACAGAAGCGUACGUUGAAGUUUUGGACGGAUCCCGUGUUCAUCCUGAGACGUACGAAUGGGCUCGAAAAAUGGCAGUUGAUGCUUUAGAAUAUGAUGAUGAGGAAGCAAAUCCGGCUGGUGCUUUAGAGGAAAUUUUGGAAUCUCCUGAGCGCCUAAAAGACUUAGAUUUGGAUGCCUUUGCAGUCGAAUUAGAACGUCAAGGUUUUGGAAAUAAAAGCAUAACUCUAUAUGAUAUUCGUGCGGAGUUGAAUUCUAGAUACAAAGAUCUUCGAACUGCGUAUCGCUCAGCUACUCCUGAAGAACUUUUUGAUUUUCUGACAAAAGAAACCCCAGAAACACUAUACGUUGGAAAAAUGUUGCUCAGUACAGUUGCUGGGAUUAGCCAUAAAAAACCUCAAGGAGAUCAAUUGGAUCAAGCAAACCCUGUUCGUAAUGAUGAAACCGGUCUGUGGCAAUGUCCGUUUUGCAUGCAAAAUGAAUUUCCAGAACUUUCAGAAGUAUGGAAUCAUUUUGAUGCUGGUGAAUGUCCCGGACAGGCGACUGGGGUACGCUUAAGAUUUGACAAUGGUUUAUCAGGUUUCAUUCAUAUAAAAAAUAUUUCCGAUAAGCAUGUGAAAAACCCAGAAGAGCGUGUACAUAUAGGACAAGCUAUUCAUGUACGUGUCGUAAAAAUUGAUGUUGAUAGAUUUGCCUUGGAUUGCUCUUCAAAAAGCUCAGAUUUGGCCGAUAAAAAUAAUGAGUGGCGACCACGUAAAGAUCAAUAUUAUGAUCAAGAAGCUGAAGAUAAGGAUAACAAGAAGGAGUCCAAUGUCCAUACGAAUUUGAAUAGACAACAGUACAUAAAAAGAGUAAUUGUUCAUCCUUCUUUUCAAAAUAUUUCGUAUGCUGAAGCGUUAAAGAAACUUGAUCAACUAGACCAAGGGGAUGUGAUAGUUCGACCAUCCAGUAAAGGUUCAGAUCACCUAACUGCUACAUGGAAAGUAACUAACGAUAUAUACCAGCACAUUGAUAUACGAGAAGAGGGCAAAGAAAAUAUAUUUAGCCUGGGUCAAUCAUUGUGGAUUGGAAAUGAAGAAUUUGAAGACUUAGAUGAAAUAAUUGCUAGAUAUAUUAACCCAAUGGCAUCUUAUGUAAGAGAUUUACUUAAUUACAAGUAUUAUAAAGAAACAAGUGGAGGUAUGAAAGAUAAGGCGGAAGAUAUUAUUAAAGAAGAAAAGAAAAAAAAUCCCAAUAAGAUACACUAUGUCAUAUCGGUAGCGAAAAAUUACCCUGGAAAAUUUUUACUAUCUUAUUUGCCACGAACGAAAUUCAAACAUGAGUAUAUAACUGUUACACCAGAAGGGUAUCGUUUCAGACAACAGCGCUUUGAUUCAGUUAAUUCAUUGUUGAAAUGGUUCAAAGAACACUUCCGUGACCCCAUUCCCUCUCCAAAUAGCACGCCACGAGGGACAACAGCAUCAUUGCGAACUCCAUACUCAGGAACACCUAGAUAUAGCAAUGAUACGAUCCAGAAAAUGGCGCAAACCAUGCCUGCACAUUUGUUGACAUCAUUAACACAAGCUACUGGCCAUACACCACAUUAUGGAUACACGCCAGGGGAUAUUGGUAGUACAAGCAAUUAUAUUACAACGCCCUAUACUCCGAGUGGACAAACACCCUACAUGACACCUUAUCAGCAAACACCCCAAUCUUCGAUGACUCCAAAUUGUGGUUUCGCAACUCCGUCAAGAAGCUCAGCCGCGUCCUACGUCCGUCCGUCGAUGUAUGGCACUGGAGCACCUACAAGUAAAACAGCAUCUAUAUCUCCUUAUUCGUCUGAUAAUGGCAACAGUCGGUUCAAUUCACUACAUACAGAGGAUGAUGUUUGGGACAAGGAAGACGUUGUUUGGACUUCGAAGAAUACUAAAAACAAUAAAUUCAAAGAUAAUGGAAGGAAUUCACCACAAAGUGCAACUCACAACUCACAUGCCGAAAAUCGUGCCCACAGUAAUUUCGCAAAUCGAAGCAGUAGUCAACGACAAAUUGUUACUAAUAAUACUGCAGAUCUUGGAACAUCCAAUGUACAGAGAUCAAGUAAUGUGACGCAAACGACACUGGCGACGUUAGGUGAUUCUACUCCAUUGUGGGAUGAAUGAAUUAUAGCAAAGUGCACAAUAUACAAUGUAAGUCCAUUCUGUGGAUUUUAAUGAAUAAAUAAUC